AUGGCAUCCGAGAAAAAAGGAUUUUCAAUUGGAAGAAUAAAUCAUUUUUCUGCCAAUAACGUAGAAGACUCCUAUCUUCGAAUGCUUCUUACUUUUCAAAAGGGUUGUACGAGUUAUGAUGACAUAAGAACAAUAAAUGGCGUGUUUUUUCCUACAUUUAAGGAUGCCUACUAUUCUCUUGGACUCUUGGAUGAUGACAAUGAGUAUAUUGAUGCAAUUAAAGAGGAAUUUAUUUCUGAUGAUGUUCUCUAUCAGCAUAGGAAAAGAAUAGGAUGUCCAGAGUCUAUUAAGAAUAUAACACUUUCUGAAAUUGAUAAGGUUCAGCAGAGCAAUGGCAAACGCCUCUAUGACUACCCAUCAAUGCCUCACAUCAUUACUGAAUCUUUGCAUGAUAUCCAAAAUCAAUUGGUGCUUGAUGAAUUACUGUAUGACAAAUUUUUUUUGGAAGAAGAGCAUAGAAGACUAAUGAAUUCCCUCACUAAUGAGCAGAAAAUUGUUUAUGACAAGAUCAUUUCAGCAGUUUCGACAGGAAAAACAUUUAUUUGGAAUACUCUAUCAGCAUCAAUUAGAUCAAAAGGUGAAAUUGUGCUUAAUGUUGCUUUUAGCGGAAUUGCUUCUCUUCUUCUUCCUGGAGGAAGAAUCGCACAUUCUAGAUUUCGUAUUCCUGUUCAGAUCACAGAGGAUUCAACAUGUAAUAUAAAGCAGGAUUCUACUCUUGCAGAGUUGCUUUGUACUGAUAAGCCUUUUGGUGGUAAAGUCGUUGUUCUGGGAGGUGACUUUCGACAAAUAUUGCCUGUUAUUCCUCAUGGCAGCAGACAAGAGAUUGUUCAUGCAACCAUUAAUUCUUCUUAUCUUUGGCCUCAUUGUCAUUUAUUAACUUUGACCAAAAACAUGCGUCUUAGUUCUAGCAAUUCUGCUCAAAAUAUGAUGGAAAUAAAAGAAUUUUCUGAGUGGCUUCUUAAAGUAGGAGAUGGUGUUCUUGGAGACGAUUCUGAUGGAGAAUCUAUUAUAACAAUUCCAGCCGAAUUAUUGAUUAAAAAAUCAAAUGAUCCACUUUCUGAUAUGGUUAAUUUUGUGUACCCGGAUAUCUUGGACCAUAUAUUAGAUCCUCCAUUCUUCAAAGAGCGUGCCAUUCUAACUCCUAAAUUGACAGAUGUUGCUAUGUUAAAUGAGCAAUUGAUGUCUUUGAUUCCAGGAGAGGAAAAAAUGUAUUUGAGUUCAGAUAAAGUCUUGAAACAAGAUGGUAAUUCUUCACUGGAGGAUGAAGAAUUCUCACCUGAUAUCCUAAAUACUUUCACAUGUUCGGGACUUCCUGGUCAUAAGUUGAUUUUGAAGGUUAAAAUUCCAAUUAUGCUAUUAAGCAAUAUUGAUCAGUCAAGAGGUUUAUGCAAUGGAACAUGA
Messenger RNA from Gastrolobium bilobum, 1401 nucleotides. RefSeq lists its product as uncharacterized. Gene Ontology annotation, biological process: telomere maintenance; DNA repair. Gene Ontology annotation, molecular function: DNA helicase activity. The coding region runs from base 1 to 1401 and encodes 466 amino acids. The transcript has 5 exons. Lineage: Eukaryota; Viridiplantae; Streptophyta; Magnoliopsida; Fabales; Fabaceae. The record is from RefSeq and is a predicted model, not a curated record.